Linum trigynum is the source of this 3541-nucleotide messenger RNA. NCBI's taxonomy places the organism in Eukaryota, Viridiplantae, Streptophyta, Magnoliopsida, Malpighiales, Linaceae. The record is from the annotation of a GenBank genome assembly.
UUUUACCGAAUAUGCUGUGAAGUCCUACUGAAAAGAAAAUUGAAAACCCCGAAACUCAGAGACGGCGAGAAAAUACACAGCAACUCUCGAAACUUGCUCGGGGUCUAGCUGCAGGCGAAAACUCGGAUGCUGAGUGUUGUCCAAUGUCCAUGGCGGCAAGUUGGCGGAAGAAGAUCCCGUUUCACUGCUCGAAACCUGUGGUGCUCUUCCCGCGUUGAAACUCAACCGACCUUCGGGACCCUCAUCAAUGGAUUUCUCGGAGGAAUGGAAGUCCUUCUUCCCAAUCGGCAGCGUCUUCGGAGCGCCUCUCCUCCUCUCGAGCCGCGCAACCAGGGACGUUCUGGGUCCUCUCUGUUUCAACCCAGACCCCGAUUCCUCAACCCUGCUCUUCGAUUCCCCGGCUCUUUCUCCUCCUGUUAUCAAUCCUCCUUCCCACCUCUCGUUCUCUCGUUUCCUCGCCACCUCAGCUUCCGCCCACCACGAUUCUUACGUUCCUCUCUCCACCGUCUCCUGCAUCAACUCCUCCUUCCGCCCUCAAUCUUCCGGUGAUGACAGCGACAACGCAGCUUCCUGGCUUGCUCGCAAUCGAAUUCAACUCCUUAGGUCUCCUCAGGGGAACUCCGUUAUCGUCUUCUUCCCCUCCGGCUCCAAUUUUGACCAAAUUGGGUUUUUGGUGUUGGAAGUGAAAGAGGGCAGCUUGAAUGCUUUUGGGAAUGCCACUGGCGGAGUUUACAGCGCCAAUAAGCAAUUGAGUCAGCGGAUUAGAGGGGUUUUGGUUAACCCAGUUGCAGGUUCAGGUUGGCUUGGAGGUGGGUCUGCUGCUUCUUCUGAUGCUGUUAUUGGGUAUUUGUUGGCUUAUUGUAUUUAUUCAGUGCAUUGGUUCUGCGUUAGAAUUGGUGGAGGUAGUAAAAAGCCUGCGGUGGUAUAUAUGGGUUCCAGAACGUUCAAAAGCUCUGCCGUUGUGAGUGCUUGUUGGAGUCCGCAUUUGCCUGAAGAGAGUGUGGUUCUGCUGGAGAAUGGUUCCUUGUUUUUGUUUGAUUUGGAGUCAGAUAGUUCUAGCUCGUGUUUUAGAGGGACACGGUUGAAAGUGUCAUGGGAUGAUGAAUCUCCUGAUUCUGGGAACUGCAAGUGGCUGGGGUGUGAGCUAAGUUGGCAUCCUAGAGUUUUGAUUGUUGCACGUUCUGAUGCUGCUUUCUUGGUUGAUUUGAGGUUUGAUCAGUAUAAGGUGACUUGUUUAGCUAAAGUUCAUAUGUUUGGCCCUUAUGCUCCUUCUGGAAUGACUCGAUUCAGAGCUUUCUCCAAGGCCAUUUCCAGUCAUUUCCACUUCAUUCUGGUAUCUGGUAGCUUGUUAGUUCUCUGUGACGUUCGUAGACCAUUUUCACCGGUGUUGCAAUGGGCGCAUGGUCUUGACAAGCCAUGCUAUGUUGAUACCUUUAGAAUAUCCGACUUAAGGUCAAAUCUGAGGGACAGUAAUGCACAUAAAUGGGCAACUGAAUCUGGUUUCGGCAUUCUACUUGGAUCGUUCUUCAGUUCUGAGUUUAGUCUCUUUCCUUAUGGACCCCCUCUGCCUGCUCCUUAUAAGUCGAUUGCAUCGAAGAUCUCUGAAGUUUCCAAAUCCUUUUAUGCAUGGGAGCUCCCUUCUAGUCUCAAUCUGCCGAAUGCUGAUUGCAUCUGUGGGAGCUGUCUUCUGAAAGAAGAGUUUUCAAAAGAUGCUCUUCAUGAAUGGCUCGACUGGAAGCAGAAGAGAGAUAUUGUCCUAGGGUUUGGCAUUCUUAGUGAAGACCUGUGCUCUUUGCUACACGAGCCUGAUGAAUUUGGUGGAUUUAGUUUGAUUAGGUUGAUGUCAUCUGGAAAGCUUGAGCUACAGCGAUACUCUGCUUCAUGGGAUUUGGUGAGAACAUCAAACCAUCACACUGACCCAUUACUUAGUCAUGCAAAUAACUUAUACUUAUCUUUGGAGGAUGAGAGGUACAAAUUUCCUAGAAGAUAUAAAUAUUUAGAACUUGAUUAUCUCUCAGCGUACUUGAAUGGUGAUCUCUCUAAGAUCUUGGAUUUAAAGAUGAGGAAUGCUUCCGAGGUGGAUCCUUCGAACAAAGAGUCUCUUAGCCUGGACUGUCAUGAAGCAUUGUGUGAGAAGUUGAAGAUAAGUGGGCUGAAUAGAUUUAGAGCAUCUCCAAUUGUCAGCCUUGUUCUUAAUGAUGUGAACUUGCCAACAAGCAUACGUGAAGUUGCUUUGAGGAAGACGUGGGCUGGCCUGCCGAUGGAACUCCUACAGCUCAGCUUUUCUAGCUACUCGGAACUUCUUGAUGUGCUAUUAGACCAGAAGAAGGUUUCCCUGGAGUUCUUACCAGUCCCCGAUCUUCCCCAGUUGCCUCCAUUUUUCUUGAGGAAGCCCUCACAUCGUAGCAACAAAUGGUCGCAAAAAGAGUCGCGUGACGACAGUACUCUUGUGGGCCCAAUUCUUCCUCUGCCAGUUUUGAUUACAGUCCACGAACUGAAAAAUGGUGGCUGUCCAGCGAGCACCCAGGAGGAAACUGUUGAAUUUUCCGCAGAGGCUGAACUCAAUAACCAAUGCGAUGAAGUAAUGCGGAUGGCGAAGGAAGUUGCUGGAACAGAUUCCACCGCUAUUUUUGGUGAUGAGAAUGCUGUAUCCCUUGCCAGUGACACUGAUGAAAUCUGGGCUAAUUCUCAGCAGCCAAAAUCUUUCAUGCUAUAUCGUCCAGCAGCAGCAGUUCAGGGAACUAGUAACUGCAACAGCGGUUAUUCUAGAGAUCACAGCUUUAGUACCUUGAUUACAAAACUGCAAAGCAAAGAAGCCGGUGAUGGUGACAUUCAAGAUCCUCACAGACACAUCUUUGAAGAUCUAUGUCCCAUCGACUUGAAGUUCGACAAAGAUCUUGGCAACUUCAGCCAGGAGGAAGCUAAGGCAUACAAUUUGUUGAAGAGAAAGUUGAUACAAUGGCAGGAACAGUUCAAACCAUAUAAAGACUUUUGUAAUCUUUUGUAAUUGUCAUAUUAACACUUGCCUUUUAGGUCUGACGUGCAGCGAAAGGUUGCUGAUGUUGCCUCUUUCUUCCCGUUUUCUUGCUGCAGAAGCCAAGGAAUUGUCUUUUCAUCGUACUUCCUAGCUAGGGGGAUAGAAGUUGGGAGUCCAGUGAACUUUCCGUGCAUCUUCGGGAAACCAUAUGAACAAGCCUUUAAGUAUUUUACUUACCAAAAUACCAAGCCUUUGAAGUGUAUCUCUAAAUACGAAAGCUGCCUCAAAUAUCAUAAGGUAGAACUACGGUUUGAUUUUAUACUGGCGGAUUUAUUUCAUCAACUACGAGUCUAGUCGUUAGCAUGUCCAUCUCAUCUUACAGUUUCACGAUGUUUUUAAUGAGAUUGAGCAAUACAAAUCAUUUCGCAUCGACAGAGAAGACAAAUUGGCUUCCAUCUAGUUUUUGAAUCCGAACUCGACAUUAUUCAUUGGCUUCUGUGUAAAGAAAGAGACAUACAAAUGAUUUAGGUGCAAAGGUGAUCAGAUUAAAUUUUGUAAAGUGCA